AGUGUUCAUAUAAGUGAAACAAGGAAUGGACUUUGUUGCAAUAUAUUUCGCUAUGGGCUCAUCGGAAGGUAAUCUCGCCAUGGGCUCAUCGGAAGAAGCAAAAGCUGUUCUGGCACCGGUCUUGGGGCAAUUUCAUGAGCUUGCAAAAGCCAAAAACUUCGAAAAGCUUGCUGCCUUCUACGAUCCAGACGCUGUUUUCGUUCAAGCUGGGAAGAGUGCAAUUUACGGAAGAGAAGCUCUGGUGAAGAGUUUUGGAGAAUUUCUAGCACGAGCGGGUAAGCUGACAAGAAAGACUUCCGAUGAACAGUAUGCAAUGUGUGGAGACUUGAUCAUUUUGACAGCCAACUACGAGACAGAAACGGAAAUGAUGGGAGUGCUGAGAGGAAAAUUCACUCAAAUUUGGCGUCAAAACGCUGAUAAGUAUAUGUUAUUACAUUUCGAGGAUGCACUGAAAUAGACGAUAUGUUGUACACCUUUAACUAUCGGAGAUUUUACAAAACAGUGUGUGUUCCGCUUAUUUGAAGGCCAUAGUGAGUUGAGUAAAGUACAC
Messenger RNA from Cylicocyclus nassatus, 550 nucleotides. The record is from the annotation of a GenBank genome assembly. NCBI's taxonomy places the organism in Eukaryota, Metazoa, Nematoda, Chromadorea, Rhabditida, Strongylidae.